UUUUUUUUUGUAUGUUUUACGUUUUAUAUUUUAUGUUUCUUUUUCUAUUUUCACUUGUUCAGUAUGCUUUAUUCAUUAUCUAAAAGACGUCAAAAUAUUCCGGCAGGACUUAUAUAUACUGCAAAACAAUAUCAAGCAUUAAUGAAAUUAGUUUUAGUCACAUCAAGUAUAUCCUUAUUUUCUUCUUUUGCAGUUGUAUUUUCUUAUCUUUAUUUGCGUAUAUCACAUCCUGAUAAAGCAAAUAGAGUCUCUUUACAUUGCGUAUUUUUUGCUACUUUUAUGGAUUUACUGAAUACAGUAUUUUCUAUCAUCAUUAUUCUAAUAUACGGUGAUACAGCAAUAUGCAGAACAAGUAUUAUUUUUAUCAUGUUCUCGAGAAUCAUGAGUACUAAUCUCUUGACAAUUGUUGGUGUGAAUCUUGUCUUGGUCUUUGUAUUUCACAUUUCUUGUCCAGCACAUAAAUUAGAACGAACUUACUAUCUUUUUGCCUUUAUUUAUGCGUUAAUAACACUUAUUAUACCAAUUGUAAAAGAAGCCAAUGAUUCAUUCUCAAGUGAACAUCUUCAAUGUUAUUAUUUUAUUCAGUAUUAUCGAUUUGGUUUUGGUAAUUUACUAUGGAUGUCUUAUUAUGGAUUUUUAUUUUUUGUAAUUGUCAUUGCAUUUGCUUGUUCAACUAUGGCACUUUUUAAAUUAUUAAGAGAAAACAGGAUGGUCAUUAGAAAAUUUGUUCACAUUGCUGCCACUUCACAAACAGUUGAAACAGCUAAUAAUACUAUUCAGCAACGUAUAAAAUAUCAAUCCAAUGUAUUUAUUCGCGUCGUUUCAAGAUGUAUUAUUUAUCCAUUAGUUCCUCUUUUAAGUAACAUUUGGGGUUUUAUUUUCCAGAUUAUUCUUACGGAUACAUCAACAAAUACUCCAAAUUAUCCAUUAGCAUUAGUAGAUGUAACAUUUAAAAGUCUUCAGGGACUCUUUACAGCUAUCGUCUUCUUUAGUGAUCCAGCAAUGACAAGUUUUAUGAAUGAACAAUGGAAAUUAUGUAAACAAAAAUAUGUAGAUGAUUACAGUCAAAUUCGUGAAUAUAGUGAUGGCCAAAUAGAAAUUAUUCCUAUGAGUUUAUCGCAAGACAGAAUCCACCAUCAUCAAAUAGACACUCUAAAUCAACAUAGAGAGCCUAUCUCAUCACGUCAUUCUAUUAUUAAAAUGCCUUUAAAGGCUCGAUUUCAUCAUAUUGAAGAUACAUAUCCUAUUCAACAUUCACAAAGUAUAACAGAAGGUACUAAUUUAUAUUCUACUACUAUUCCGAUGCGUCGUAUGAGUGUCCCUCUUUCAGUUUAUAACAGUCAAAUUCAACACCAUUAUUAUAAUAAUAGAAAAGAAAGCAAACAGUCUACUUUUAUUUCAAGCGACCAUUCCUUUAUGAUCUCACCUAUCCAUCAUGGUCUUGCCUAUCUUGAUGAAUCAACAUCCUCCACAAGAGAAUCUUUGCCUAUAAUAACAACAAAUGACUAUAACAAAGAUGAAAAUACAGCUCAUGGAAAUAUAUUUGUACCUUAUAAACAUCCUCGUGUAGCUUCUGUUCUUCAUUGGAUUCUAAUCCAUUGCGGAUUUCAUAAUCAGAAAAAUAUAGAAGAAGGAGGGAUGCUAUCUGACUUUAUACUUCAUCAUUACAACAUGGAUACUAAUAAUAAUAAUAAUAAUAAUAAUAGCACUAUUCAUUUUGAUAAUCAUACCACAGCUAAUUCUUCUUUAUCAACUAUUGUACAUAUUCCUCCAUCCAUUCAUCCUUUAGCUAGAAUUAAUGAUGAUGAUGAUGAUAAUUAAUUCAUCAUGUAAUAUAUACGACUUUAAUUAUCAACUUGUACUUUUCUUUUCUUCUUCUUCCCUCUUUUUGUAUAGAUAUAAAUAUAAUAAAAGAAGAAGCCUAUUUAUUAUUUCUUUUUUAUUGCUAUCCUACUACUACUACUACUACUUCUAUUAGCCAAG
Messenger RNA from Cokeromyces recurvatus, 1983 nucleotides. RefSeq lists its product as uncharacterized. The annotation marks the transcript as partial. NCBI's taxonomy places the organism in Eukaryota, Fungi, Mucoromycota, Mucoromycetes, Mucorales, Mucoraceae. The record is from RefSeq and is a predicted model, not a curated record. Gene Ontology annotation, biological process: adenylate cyclase-activating G protein-coupled receptor signaling pathway. Gene Ontology annotation, molecular function: G protein-coupled receptor activity. The transcript is spliced from 3 exons. Gene Ontology annotation, cellular component: plasma membrane.